UACAUUUUCUCAGUCACGCUCGUAAAGGCGUGUAGACCGGUCGCUAACUGGUUUAGUUUUUAAAUUACCCACCAAAAAAGAUUAUUAACUACCGCCUAAAACAGAUUUUAUACUGUGAAAUGAGAUAAGUUUAGUUUUAAAGUAAAAAUGAUUUAUAAAAUUGCAUUUUGUUUGUUGUUGUGUGUUUUUUCGAACGGAGCAGACGAGGGCGAAGUUUGCAACAAGAAUGGGACUCCAGGAGUGUGCAUUAACAUCAAGGACUGCAAAUCUGCCAGGGAAGACUUGAGGAACAAGAAAUUCCCUCAGAUCUGUUCUUACAUCGGGUCUGACCCAGUGGUGUGCUGCGUCGACAAUGCUCCUCCUCCUCCACCACCAACCACCACCACCACCACCACCACAACCACCACUAGUCGACCACCAGUCAUCACCACUAACAGACCCCCAAACAACGGCCCCUCGACCCCCUACAUCCCCGUGUAUGACUACGUCAACAACGACGGCUCCCCGUCCGGUUGUGAGCCGCUGUCACCCAAGCUGACCUCCCCCAAGAUUGGACAGAAGGCCUUUGACAAAUGCGUGGAGUACCAGCAGUCUCUCAUCUACCCGUGCAAGAAGGGAGUGGCGCUGAUCGGCGACUUCACCAGGGCUCACCAGUGCCACCACAACGCCGAAGACCUGAUCAUCGGCGGGGACCCGGCGAAGAAGGACGAGUUCCCGCACAUGGUCCUCCUCGGCUUCGGCAACGACAUAGCCACCGUCCAGUUCCAAUGCGGCGGCUCCCUCAUCAGCGAACAGUUUGUGCUCACCGCGGGACACUGCACCGUCAGCAGGGAAGGCGGUCCAGUAACAUAUGCGCUCAUGGGCGCCCUCAAGCGGUCGGACCCCAUCAACAACGACCUGCUGCGGCGCGUCAAGCGAUACAUCCCCCAUGAUGACUACAAGCCGCCCCAUAGGUACAACGACAUAGCGCUGGUUGAGUUGGAAUCCCCGGUCAAGCUCUCCCAGUUCCUGGUGCCCGCGUGCGUUCACGCCGGGGACUCGCCUGAGGACCGAGUGCUGGCCACGGGAUGGGGCCUCACCGAGCAUAGGGGGUCCACGUCUGAUGUCUUACAGAAGGUGAUUCUGAACCAGUUCACGACUGAGGAGUGCUCAGUCAAGUUCCCCGUUCACCGCCACAUGAAGCAGGGCUUCGACCCCAACACGCAGACCUGCUACGGGGACAAGAUGGAGCGCAAGGAUACCUGCCAGGGCGACAGCGGCGGCCCCAUCCAGCUCAAGAGCAAGAAACUCCACUGCAUGUAUGUGGUGACAGGAGUGACGUCAUUCGGGAAGCAGUGCGGGAACAAGGGCGAGCCGGGGAUCUACACGCGCGUGGCGCACUACGUGGACUGGAUCGAGGGGAUCGUGUGGCCCAACUAAGGACCCAGAGAACGGAGCUCAAAACUUUAAUUACUAACAGCCUUAAUAAGUAAAGUAAAAUAAAAAAAACUAGAUUAUGUUUCAUUGUCAGAAAAGAAAGAAUACCAUUUAUAC
Molecule: messenger RNA, 1533 nt
Organism: Ostrinia furnacalis (Asian corn borer)
Lineage: Eukaryota; Metazoa; Arthropoda; Insecta; Lepidoptera; Crambidae
Product: clotting factor B
Exons: 11
Coding region: 148-1419 (423 amino acids)
Biological process (GO): proteolysis
Molecular function (GO): serine-type endopeptidase activity
Source: RefSeq, a predicted model, not a curated record